Molecule: messenger RNA, 1494 nt
Organism: Daldinia vernicosa
Lineage: Eukaryota; Fungi; Ascomycota; Sordariomycetes; Xylariales; Hypoxylaceae
Product: carbohydrate esterase family 8 protein
Exons: 3
Coding region: 209-1312 (367 amino acids)
Biological process (GO): cell wall modification
Molecular function (GO): pectinesterase activity
Source: RefSeq, a predicted model, not a curated record
GGUACCCACCACCCCGCUUCAGCUCCUUGUUAUUCAAGUGCGGAUUAUUCCGUCAAUCAUAGCUUGCUUUCAGAUACCAUUUCACAUAAAGCUACCGCUGAAUCUGUAUAUAUAAAACAGUUAUUCUCCUCGUUGUUUGGUAACCAGUUCUUCUCAUUAUUCGGUAACCAGUCAUAAAAUCCCGAUAGACAUAUCCAAAACCACCAAGAUGUUAGCAUUCAGGGCUAUUUUCAUAGCCGAGUUAAUCUCGAGCUACUUUAUUCCGUCAGCUUUCGCGGCGGCUAUAUCAAAUGCGGCAUCCAUAGCACCGGUACUCGAGAGUAGAUCUACCGCCCAAACAGAGCCUGCCAGUGGUGACUAUAUCAUAUCGCAGUCUCCCAUUUCGGGAAAAACCGUCUACUCAACCUUCAGCGCAGCCAUUGCCGCCAUUGACAAAGUAUCAAGCUCAAAAACCGUAACCGUAUUCGUUUACCCCGGCACCUACAAAGAGCAGCUCACCUUCAACCGUUCCGGCACCACCAUCUUCCGCGGGUACACCGAGGACACCUCCUCUUACACGCACAACCAAGUCACCAUCCAAAACAGCCAUGGCGUCGACACCCAAUCCGGCGAGAGCGACGUCGACUCCGCGACCCUGUACUCCCGGGCCACCGACAUCCAGCUCUACAACAUCAACCUAAAGAACACCUUCGGACAGACCCGCAACUACGCAUCCCUCGGCUUCGCCAUCGACGGCAACGGCCUCGCCGCCUUCUACGGAUGCCAGAUCACCGGAAACCAGGACACGUUCUACGUCAACGCCGGGUCCAGCGUGUUCGCGUACAACACGCUGGUCGAGGGGUCCAUCGAUUUCAUCUGGGGCUCCGGGUCGGCUUAUUUCCUCAACUCUACGAUCGUACCCAAUACCAAGGGCGGGUACAUCUCGGCGAUGAAGCGAGCGUCGGCCAGCACCACCGGCGGUCUCGUCUUUGACCAAUCUUACAUUAUAGCGUCGAGUAGUGUGUCAUCUGGAUCCGUGUACCUAGGCCGUCCGUGGAACCAGUACGCCAAGGUCGCGUAUAUUAAGUCGUACCUGGAUGCCUCGAUUGCGUCGGCGGGGUGGUCCGUCUGGUCGACUUCCGACACGCGGACUAGUGGGGUUGUGUUUGGCGAGUAUCAGAACUAUGGCUCUGGGGCUGCUACUACAGGCCGCGCUUCCUUCUCGACGCAGCUUUCUAGUACGAGUGUCGCGCAGUUCCAACUUUCUAAAUUUUUCUCUUCGACGUCGUGGAUUGAUAUGACGAGCGUUAAAACUACCCCGUUUAGCGUUUAGUUCACAGUGAUAUAUUGUGAUCUGGAUACUUUAUUUAUUGUUAUACUUCUUAGUACCUAUAGUUAUUCUUGUCUAUAAGUAGCUCUUCUUGUAUUUAGUUCUAUAGUUCUAUGCCUAAGGUUUACCUUAGGAUGUUGUGUUGAAUGCGAAUAAAAAUUUCCUAUCUGGGAGACAUGCCUUGC